GCAUAGCUGUUUUCUACAACAAAGGCAAUUUACAAUAUCCUAGUCUGUUUUCUGAGUAUUUUGGAACAACAUCUGAAAGAAAAAUGUCUCUGUCUGGUAAGGUGGAGGGAGAGGUAGAAAUUAAGGCACCAGCUGAGAAGUUUCGUGAGAUCUUCAGCGGCCGACCACAUCACAUUUCCAAUGUCUCCCCUGAGAAAGUACAGGGUUGUGCUUUGCAUGAAGGUGACUGGGGCACUGAGGGCUCUGUCAUCUGCUGGGAUUAUGUACAUGAUGGGAAAGCUAAAGUUGUAAAGGAGAUAGUGGAAGCAAUAGAUGAGCAAAACCACUCGGUGACAUUCAAAGUGGUAGCGGGAGAUCUGAUGGAGGAGUACAAGAGCUUCAAAGCCGUUCUUCAAGCCACACCAAAGAGUGAGGGCAGCGUGGUUCAUUGGACCUUUGAAUAUGAAAAGCUGAGCGCGGAUGUUCCAGAACCCAACACUUCUUUGCAAUUUGUACUUGAUCUCAGCAAAGACAUCGGCUCUCACCUUUCCCAGUGAUGAUAAAACAAAAAUAUGGCUGUAUUGCACUACAUGAUCAGUACUGUACGUGUGCUUCUACAUAUAUAUGCAAGAGGUUGAGAGUGUGUAUGCAGGUAAGUUUUAAUUUCGUGUGGGCAUGCAGUGGGCUUGCUGAAGCCUGCAGGCAUCCGUAUGAUUAUGGAUAUAUAUAUAUAUAUAUAUGGGUGAUAUGUACCAUGUGAUCUCUGAAUAAACCUAUUUAUGGCGUUUGGAAUA
This is a messenger RNA of Carya illinoinensis, 773 nucleotides long. RefSeq names its product MLP-like protein 28. Gene Ontology annotation, biological process: defense response. The transcript is spliced from 2 exons. Bases 84 to 536 code for a protein of 150 amino acids. The record is from RefSeq and is a predicted model, not a curated record. NCBI's taxonomy places the organism in Eukaryota, Viridiplantae, Streptophyta, Magnoliopsida, Fagales, Juglandaceae.